Molecule: messenger RNA, 516 nt
Organism: Musa acuminata AAA Group (dessert banana)
Lineage: Eukaryota; Viridiplantae; Streptophyta; Magnoliopsida; Zingiberales; Musaceae
Product: homeobox-leucine zipper protein HOX18-like
Exons: 2
Coding region: 1-516 (171 amino acids)
Biological process (GO): regulation of DNA-templated transcription
Molecular function (GO): sequence-specific DNA binding
Source: RefSeq, a predicted model, not a curated record
AUGAUACAAGAGGAGGAGUGCGACGUAGUCCUCCGUCUCGCAGUAGGAGGCCGGGAGAAGACUCCAGUUCGAGAGAUCUCGGAGAGGCUCAUGAGACCGGCAAACGAGAGAGACGAGGCGGAAGGCACGAGAAGGAAGCUGAGGCUCUCCGAAGAGCAGCUGAGCUUGCUUGAAGAUAGCUUCAGAGCCCACAACACGCUCGCCCAUGUCUGCACCCGUGUAUCAUCCAUCCUUGUUAUACCCAUGGAUUUCAGCUCUUGCUUCCGCGGGCUAACCAUCGACCUCUCUUGGCAGGACGAGAAGCGAGAGCUGGCGCAGAGGUUGCACUUACAGCCAAGGAGGAAACUGAAGCAGACCGAAGAGGACUGUGAGUCCCUGAGGAAGUGCUGCCAGAGGCUCACCAACGAGAACAGAAGACUCAAGAGGGAGUUGAUGGAGCUGAGGGCAGCGAGGCUAAUAACGUGUUCCUCGUGCGAGAAGAUAGCGAGGGACGAGAAGAAGACCAUUAAUUCCUGA